AUGGACGUUUUCGCUUGAGUUUUAUUUUCGGCGCUCAUAAAUGAAAGUAUCAAUAAAAUGUUCAUAUAAGCCUAAGUUUUCCAUAACUGCCCUGAAAUAGAAAAUGGUAACGAUUGUUGACGAUUUAGAUUCAUUAUCUUUGCAAGAGCCAGUGUUUAAGGAUGUCAAGUACUACCUCUCUGGCGAUGUCUCGGAAAGGAUUAUGCAGUUGCUUCAGUCAGGGGGGGCGGAAAACACAAAGUAUUUCUCAGACUAUGUCACUCAUCUAAUUUGUGGACAUAAUGCCGUUGAUACAGACCUCGACGAUGCCCAGGACAUCUACCAAAUUCCUGCAGUGACGGAAAACUGGGUCCUCGCGUGCGCCCGUCUCAAGAAGCUUGCUAACCCAAAGCCUUACUUCCCCAAUAAGAAUAAGAUAUUCUCGAAUGUUAAUGUUUGCGUGUCUAAAGUGAGCCCUGCUGAUGCCAAAGCGUUGUUUGCACUCAUAACUUAUCAUGGUGGAAAAGUGAGGUUGACCUUGAACACAAAUUGCACUCACUUGAUUUGUGGUUCUGCCUCAGGGAGGAAAUACAGUGCUGCCUUGUCUUGUCCUAAAAUAAAAAUUGUAACCCCAGAUUGGGUGGUAGAGAGCAUAUUAGCAAGAAUACAAGCUGUAACUGAAGUGUUCCACCCAAAGCUGCUUGUAGUCCCUCAGCCUCCGCCAAAGCCAAUGGAUCGUAUCAGUGCGAUCACAGGGUUUGAUUUUGAAGAAGGCAUUGCUAAAAACGAGGUACCCACACAAAAUAUGGCUGAGAACAAGGAUGAGACGCAAGCUCUUCUCGACAAGUUAAAACAAAGAAUGCCCUGGAAUCAUCCCCCUUCAUCAGCAAAUUCAUCUGCCCCACCAACUUCUAGUGUUAAUUCUAUGGGCUAUAGUAACGCAAUGUCCACUUCCAGUAUCAUAAGUAAGUCUAUACCUCAGGGUAUUGUUACCCAGAAUUUGCAAAUACAAGGCAGUCAGGCAAAUACACAAUUUAUUCAAAAACUUGGACAAAGUUCUAUUGUAACUCAGGCUGGGAUGAAUGUCCAAAAUCAACAAGUCAAUUUACAACAGCAAAACUACAGCCAGCAGAGCCAGCAAGCGCAGCAGCAACAACCACAUGGGCUAUCUGCAAUACAAAUACAACAACAGAAGUUACUGCAACAACACCAAAUGAAUCAGAGAAUGCAAAUGCUGCAACAAAAGAUUGGCAAUCAGCAGAGCCAGCAAGGAUUCUCACAACCCAAUGUCUCUGCUGCUCAAAUAACUCAAAACAUUAUACAGCAGCAUAUACAGAGCAACCAGCAUCACAUUCAGCAGUCGCAGAACAUCAGUCAGAGCCCUAACACAUCUAUGACCUCAGCUCAGCAGCAAAUUGAGAAUAUCAGCCAGAUGUUGAGUCAAAGUGCUAACAACUUGCAGCAGUCACAAUUGAACCAGCAAAAUAUGGUGAUGAAGCAAGGAUUAACCUUGAGUCAGCAGAGUGCAGUCCAGAAUAUUGCCCAACAACUGGCGCAGUCCACUCAAAAUCUUCAACAGAGCCUUCAAAAUGCUAAACUCAAUCAGAGUUUGGGUCAAAAUCAGGUAUUAAAUCAACAACAGCUUUUAAAUUCAGGGCAGCAAAUGUCUUCCCAACAAGGAUUACAACAACAAACUGUUCAGUCUCUGGCUAAUCAAAGACAAAGUAUCAAUAUGGGUGUUAUAAAUCAGCAGGGUCUGGUGACUUCACAAGCUCAGAGUGGGCAAGGCCAACUAGGUCAACUUGUGGGUAACACAACGCAGCAACAAUCAGUGAUUGGGCAACAGAUUCAGACAGUGCAGCAAACUUUGCAAAGUCAACAGGGUAACUCUGUCCCAGUUCAAGGCACUUGGCGACAGCAGAACAUUCAAAUGGUACAGAAUGUACAAGGGCAGCAUCAAAUAAUAAGAAGCCCACUUGUUCAGUCACGCAACUCGGCCAAUCAAGUUAUAUUGCAGCAACAAAUUAUGCAGACUCAGCAGCAAGCACUAAUCAACAAUCAGCAACCUCAACUCAGUCCACAGCAGCACUCUAUUCAACAACCCCAGCAAAUUCUCCAGCAAACAAUUGGUAACCAAGGGCAAACUCAUCAUCAAAUAUUAGUUCAAAAACAGCAACUAAUGAAUAGUAGCGGGCAACAGCAAAUUGUGCAACCACAGCAAGUUUUAAUAAAUCAGCACACAGGCCAACAACAAAUAUUGGUACACGGAAACCAACAAGUGACAUUGCAGGGUGGACAACAAAUUGUGUCUCAAAGUCAGAUUGUUCACCAAGGCGGACAAAUUGUGAACCAAGGUGGCCAGCAGAUUAUUACUCAGGGAGGACAGCAAGUCCUGUCACAGGGUGGCCAACAUGUGAUAACCCAACAGGGUCAGCAGCACCAAGUUGUUAUUGCUCAAUCGUCUCAGCAAAUAGUGGGUCAAUCUGGCCAACAACUGAUUGGUCAAAGUGUUGGCCAAAGUCAGCAAGUGUUGACGCAAGUACCUCAAUCCCCACAGCAAGGUUCUCAGCUAACUGGUGGAGGCAUUCAGCAAAUAAUUACACAUAGCGGAGGUCAACAGAUAGUGUCUCCGGGUGGUCAACAAAUAGUACAAGGUGGCCAGAAUGUGUCAUGGCAGCAACAGCAAUAUUUGCAGCAAAGACAGCAAAUCGGCCAGCCCGGUUCUGUUGGGCCAAGGGUGUUGCAGGUGUCGUGGACGGCCGGCAGUGGGGGCCGGCAGCUUAUACACCUGGACGCCGAGACUCAUGCACAGUUGCAGCAAAUGGACCCAAAGCAGCGUGCGAUGUUCGUCGCACAGCUGCAGAAACGCAGGCAACUGUCCAUGCAGAGAGCUGCAGCGAUUGCCCAGCAGCAACAAGGUGUAGUCACCGGGUCUCCGGGUGCACCUUCUCCAGCACCACAAAGUGUUACUUUCAUUCGAAGUCAGCUACCGCCGGGAUUGUCUCAGCAACAGCAGGUACAAUGGCUCCAACAGCAAGGCGCAAGGGCCACCGCAUUACCCACGGCUCAGUCAGUUCAGACACCACAAUCUCCUGUAGGUGGGGCCGUAGCGGGCAACGUCGGUUCUGUGGGAGGUGCCACAGCGGUGACUGGGAACGUGGAAACUCCUCUGCAGCAGCUACAGCGACAGCAGCAAUACCAGCGCUUGCAGCAGCUCCAAGCGCAGCGGGAUCACGCCGCUCAUCACCACGCUGCCGCUAAACAGGUUGCACCCGUCACGCAACACGUGGUAACUCCGCUGCAAGAGCAACAAGUGGAUGCUCUUCUAACGCCCACCACCCCAGAACAACAGCAAGCCGGCGCAAGUGCUCUGUUAGUGAACUCAAAGACGAAGACAGCUCUGGCUAACAUGCUGUCUAUUCGACUGCAGGGCGCCGCGCCGCCACCGGAUCACGAACCUUCGGCUGCCGGAACAUUGAGGCUUAUGACAGCGGCACACGCAGCGGGCGGUGCGGUUCGGGCGUCCACUCGGCUGCUACUGGGUCCAGCGCACCAUCCUCACCAAGUGCCCACGCCGGCGGGCAGCGCAGGGGUAGUGGGCAACAAAGUGUACGCGGGGGCAGUAAGGGCGGCACCCCCGCGCGCUCAGUUCUACGGACACAAUCCCAACCUCAAGUUGCCGCCUGAUCUGUUCCUUCUCGGAUGCGUUUUUCAUAUUGUGGAGUAUCAGCAGUCAGUCGGGGCGGAGCGCGUAUCCCGCUGGACGGAGGCGAUCGUGCGGCGCGGAGGGGAGGUGGAGAGCGGGUACUGCGCACGAGUUACGCAUGUGCUAUGCGAGACGCAACGACAUGGCGUUGUUAUGCAGGCAUUACGAGACGCUAAGCGCUGCGUGACUGCGUACUGGGUGGCGGAUACGCUUGAGCGGCGAUGCGUGUCACCGCCGUGGCACGCACUGCACCUGCCCGCACUGCACGCACGCACCGAGCGACCGGCGCAACACCACCGCGCCGCGCUCACGGGCUGGCGGCGUGACGAGCGACGCCGUCUCGCUUGCUGCCUGCGACAGAUCGGCACCAAGUUAACACCAUACAUGAGCCGAGACAACACAGUGCUGAUCUGCCGACGCGCUGAAGGCAACAAGUACAGGCGCGCGCGCGACUGGGGAAUCCCCUGUGUCAGCGCGGCUUGGCUCACUGACCUGCUUCUGGGCAACAUGACAGCUUUGGCUCAGAUCGAGAAUGCAAAAUAUCAACAGUUCAAUCUGCAACAUCCUUUCCGCAUGGACUAUAGCUUGGUUUCGCAUCUUAUGAACGCAUGGAAAAUGCCCAUCAACAUAACGCAAGAGUCACACGAGCGCGCGAAACGCAGUGCGGCGGCCGCGGGCGGGCGGCGCGCCAAGCGAGCGCGCCUCGACCCUCCCCCAUCGGCCCUGCAGCCCCCACCACAGCCACCCCCACUGCACUUGGCGCCGCGCGUGCUAUUCUCCGCCAUGCCGCCGCAAGAACAGAACCGCCUCGCAGCUAUUGUCAGACAACUCGGAGGUCUCGUUGUAACUUCUGCCGCUGAGGCAACACACCUUGUAAUGGAGAAGCUAGUCCGAACGUGUAAACUGGUGAGCUGCCUUGUCACCGUCAAGCACUUACUCUCUCCCGAGUGGAUCCUAGAGAGCCAACGCGCCAACAAGUUCGCCGACGAGGCCAAACACGGCCUCCGAGGCGAGGCCUUCAACAAAACUUUCAAGUGCGACGUGGACGAAGUCUUACUUUGCGGCGAGCAGAGGAAGAAACUUUUCGAAGGCAUCACGUUCUAUCUGACACCCUGUGUGAAACCCUCAAAGUCAAGCCUCACAGAAAUGAUCGAGCUGUGCGGGGGAAAAGUUGAGAAGAAUCGCAGAUCAUAUGUCUCAAUCCAGGAGUUGCACAGCCAAAAGCCGUACAGCUAUUUGGUUCUGACUGUUCCAAAUGAUCUGCAUCUAGUCUACUAUCUAUUACAAUCGGAAAAGACUUUAAACGUAGUUUGCAACACCGAAGUGGUCUUAUCAGCUAUACUGAGACAGAGGCUCGAAAUACAAGAGUUUCUCGUUAGAAUUGAUUAAAUAUUAAAUUUUAUAUAACAAUUUGGUGUUCAAUGAAGUUCAAUAUGUAUUUUAAUUUAUGGUAUCAAAACAAUGAAUUUAGAGUUGAAUAAACUUUUGGACGGAAGUGACCGCAAUUCGAAUAUAAAAUAUUCGCUAAAUUUCAAUAAAAAUUAGUGUCUUAUAUAUUAUGGAAUAAAAUUGUAAAAUGCAGAUGACAUAUUAUGUACAUUCCAUGUCAGUAAAAUGUUUCACAACUUAAAGGUAUUGUCAGUGAGUCCCUUAACGCAUUACUAACAUUUAAAAAUAAAAGCUGAUAUAGAUUAUGGGACAGUUUCAAAUAAAACCGCGUUAAUGAUUUCGUCAUCAAACUUAACUUCCUAUAGACAAAAUGAUCCUAAGGCUAAUUAAAUUCGGCGAAUUAUUUAUUUUCAUAUAAAAUUACUUGUAACUUAGCAAAAGUGUACCUAAUUAUAACUCAGCAAAAUUGUACCUACGCGGUGUAGCGUUUAUGAAACGGUAUGGGACUUUCAACGACGAUAUCAAUUUUAAACAAGGACAACUUUGCCUAAAGUGCGAUUUUAAUAUAGUCAAAUAGUUUUACAGUGACAAGUGUCACGAAGUAAAGCAAUACUAGUAUUCGAAGAGGGUGUGGGCAAUUUUGCGGGGGUGUAUGAAAAUGCGUUAGUAAUAUUAUAUCAGAAAUUAUUUCUUUUUAGUUUUCUGUACUCAGAUAAUAGUCAUAUGAAAUUUUAAUAUUAUAUAGCACACCCUAAAAAAUUGCUAACUUGCUCUGCAGCCAUAGUUAGUAAAUUUACAUUAGUUUUUAAUGCAUUUUUAAAGUCAGGGUAUUCGUUCACAAAUAAAUAAUUUAAAUGUAAGCAUUGUUGCAAACUUAUUUGCUUCUGAAACAGUUACAAUAACAGGUUUCAGUAACGUGAUGCCGAAACAGUUAUUUAAUACUUGUCUGAUACAUUGUUUACAUGAUUUACUUGUGCCUUAAAAUUUUACUUUUGUUUUUAUUUCGAAUCUCUAGAUAUUUUGUUAACAACUGUUCAUAUAUUUAUUGAAUGGGUACUUGUAGUAUUUCUGUGAAUUAUAAAUGUUAAGAAUAAAAAUAUAUUUUUAUUGUAAGUCAA
Messenger RNA from Pararge aegeria (speckled wood butterfly), 6192 nucleotides. It is a transcript of the gene Ptip, whose product is annotated as PAX-interacting protein 1. NCBI's taxonomy places the organism in Eukaryota, Metazoa, Arthropoda, Insecta, Lepidoptera, Nymphalidae. The transcript has 16 exons. The record is from RefSeq and is a predicted model, not a curated record. Gene Ontology annotation, cellular component: MLL3/4 complex. Bases 104 to 5074 code for a protein of 1656 amino acids.